Messenger RNA from Alternaria ethzedia, 3252 nucleotides. RefSeq lists its product as uncharacterized. The record is from RefSeq and is a predicted model, not a curated record. Gene Ontology annotation, molecular function: protein binding. Gene Ontology annotation, cellular component: Ric1-Rgp1 guanyl-nucleotide exchange factor complex; cytosol; Golgi membrane. Lineage: Eukaryota; Fungi; Ascomycota; Dothideomycetes; Pleosporales; Pleosporaceae. Bases 1 to 3252 code for a protein of 1083 amino acids. Gene Ontology annotation, biological process: intracellular protein transport; retrograde transport, endosome to Golgi. The transcript is spliced from 5 exons.
AUGACGUAUUGGCCCAUCUCGUCGCCCUCCGUCUUCGCGGCCACUAAACGUACGGAUCCUGGGCGCACGAACACCUCGCACGAUGGCGUCGAACACAAGCAAUCGGACGGAGCGCAUGAAGGGUCGAACCCCCAAUCGCAGAAUCAAUUUGAACAUGAGGCCUCUACCGGAAGUAAGAAUGGGGUAGAAGAGAAGAAUGGCGCGCACUCGCCGCAAGAAGGCGCGUCGGUUCAAUCAGUAGAGGACGACAUUCAUGGCACCAUCAUCGCGAUCAGACCUACAGUAGUUCUUGCCUCUGUCCUCCGUUCAGAGCAAUCCGUUAGAACAUACGGUCCUAAUACAGACGUCCUACUCCGCCCCGACUCCCAAAUCUUCGUCGUCCAGACCGCGCUCGGCUUCCUCAUCACAUACUCGCUCGCGACAGACCAUUCAUCCCGCAUAUACCAGGCUCAAUUCACCAACACACACGGAGGUCACGCGAGGAAAAGCAGUGCAAUCACAGGCUUCAAGAUCCAGCGCCAGCACGAUGUCAAUGCAGGACCUGGAGAGGGCAAUGGCCUGAAAGAGCUCAGUCUGCGGUUCCGGAUGGUGAUACGGGUGGAUGCUGGGAUAAUUCGGGCCCUGGCUCUAGACGACGAGUUGGUCGUGGCCACCGAGAAGCCGGCAGCCGUGCAAUGUAUUCGUUGGGCGCCGGACAACGCUGGAAGCCAGACCAGCACCGAGCUUCUGACCAAGAUGACAUGGUUAGGGAGCAACGCAUCAAUGCGAGAAAUGGUCCACGAUCGACCCAUGAACCUGUCGUGUUGGAUCACAGGUAACGGUCGAGCCUAUGCUGUUCAAAAGGCGGCUAAAAGAGAUGCCGCUGUCUCUAGUAUCUUCCGUGGCUACGGUUUCCACACACCCAAGACUGAUGCCGAUUAUGGUGUCAAAGCUGCUAUCAAUGCGAGAUUCUCUUUGCUUGCUGUUGGCUGUGCCAGUGGCGAGAUCCAUGUAUACACGGCACGCGACUAUACCGGCAACAUCCCUCUAUCGCAUAAACUACGACCGAACGUCACUUCGCCCGGCAAAUUGACUGUAUUGACUUAUUCGCCAGACGGGUACUGUCUCUUCGCCGGCUAUGAACACGGUUGGGCCAUGUGGAGUGUAUACGGAAAGCCCGGGGCCACCAGCUUCACUGCAGAAAGGACGCUUUCCAAGACCAACAACGAAGGGUGGCUUCUCAGUGUCAAAGAGGCUUUCUGGAUUGGAGGUGGCGCGGAGCUCUUGAUGUUGGGCGACAACGACAAUCGUCUCUUUGUUUUGGAGAUGGCUCGCAGUGCAGUCACUGGCUGCUUCUCUUCGGCAAAUGUGUCACGAUCUUUGAUGCAGACCAGUACCGGAUUCAUGAUUUACCGCGGUUACGAUCUGCCAGAUCUUACGACAAUCUCCGCCGACGUGUCACUCUGGCACCAUGUUCAAAUCCCAUCGGCUUACCUUGUCGACCAAUGGCCGAUUAGAAGUGCAGUCAUUUCGAAUGACGGUCGAUAUGUGGCAAUAGCAGGCAAGAGAGGGCUCGCCCACUACUCCGUUAACAGUGGACGGUGGAAAAUGUUCGAUGAUCCCUUCAUAGAAAACGAGUUCACUGUCCGAGGAGGUAUGUGCUGGUUCCAGCAUGUCUUGAUUGCGGCUGUCGAAUGCCGCGAGUCUCACGAAGUCCGGGUAUAUUCACGCGAGGCGGCUCUUGACAACAGCCAUGUCAUGCAUACGCAGAAGCUACCUGCGCCCAUCGUACUGAUAGCACCCUCCGGCGAAGAUUCACUCCUGGUCUACACGUACGAGAAUAUAUUGUACCACUACGUAAUCAGUGUGUCCGACGCAAGUGUGAAGUUGGUGCAAGUGGGUCAAAUCGCCCUGCAUGGCAUCAUUCGGGCUCCUACACGAGUGCGAGCGCUUAGCUGGAUAUUACCGGAAGAUCAAAUACAUAACGGUGAUCCAACACAGGACGUGGCGGUCGCGACUAUCCUGUUCCUCGUAGAUGGUAAACUUGUGCUCCUGCAGCCAACGACUACCGAGAGUGGCGAACUCAAAUACGAGAUGCGCAUCAUCGCGCAGAACGUGGAGACGUAUGCUCUUAUGCGCGAUCACCCUGCGUUCGCAUUGGACCGACAUGCCGAUUCGUUGCCGGCGAGCCCCUCUAUGGAACUGACCAUGGAGGGUGUACACGGCCACGAUUUACGUGACUCAUUGUGGUUCUUCGAUGGUAACGACAUGCGAGUUUGGAUAGACAUGCAAGACGUCCUUGCUUCCGCGUCACCAGAGAUCGGCAGGGAACUGCCCACGCCUGUUCAAAUCCCGGUCGACUUCUAUCCUCUUUCGGCGUUGAUUAACAAAGCAAUCAUAUUCGGGGUGGAGUCAGAGUUGAUUCAACGCAGGGAUACGAGCUUCGCGUUCUUGCGCUUCGGAACCAGGACACACCUCUUUCUCCCCGCAUUGCUGCGGUGUCACCUGGCGCAGUUCAAUCACCCUGCAGCCUUGCAUCUUAGCCACCAUUACCAGCAUUUGCUAUAUUUCCCCCAUGCUUUGGAGAUCUUACUGCAUGAAGUCUUGGACGAAGAAGUGGAUACGCAGCCACCACCCGAACAGGCGCUAUUGCCGAGCGUGCUAUCAUUCCUGAGCUCCUUUCCCCGAUAUCUCGACAUUGUUGUGCAAUGUACCCGUAAAACUGAGGUCCGUUCAUGGCGGACGUUAUUCUCGAACCUGCCUCCACCGGAAGAACUAUUCGAAGAAUCGCUACAGAAAGGGAAUCUUAAGACUGCAGGUGGCUAUCUCCUUGUUCUUCACACUUUCGAAGAACUGCGACCGACAGGCGAUCAAGUCGUGCGCUUACUUCAACGCGCCAAAGACGAACAGGAUUGGGAGCUAUGCAAAGAACUCGCGCGAUUUCUUAUGGCUCUUGAUGAAUCUGGCGCAACACUCCGAAGUACGUUGGAGCUUGUUGAGCUGAAGACACCAUCAGCGGAACCAGUCCAUGGCCAGUCGCAUUUUACGUUCGAAACCGCACGGCUAAAUGUACCGCUGCGGGGACGAAACAAUGGGCUCAGAGCAUUGAACGGCACAGGCAGUGAUUUUGGGGCCGAUGGUACUGGUAUGAUGGCGCGAGAGAGUGGUGACAUUAGCCCCGGUGGGAGCGACGUAAGUGCUGGUAGCGAUACACGUCCGUCACAAGCACCCGGUGAUUAUUUCGGCCUCGGGCUGAACAACAUGCGUCAGUAG